Numida meleagris (helmeted guineafowl) is the source of this 1679-nucleotide messenger RNA. It is a transcript of the gene CMC1, whose product is annotated as C-X9-C motif containing 1. Lineage: Eukaryota; Metazoa; Chordata; Aves; Galliformes; Numididae. The transcript is spliced from 4 exons. Bases 16 to 504 code for a protein of 162 amino acids. The record is from RefSeq and is a predicted model, not a curated record. Gene Ontology annotation, cellular component: mitochondrion.
CGUGCCCCAACGCGCAUGCGCCCAGGCCGCCUCAGCCCUUCCCGCCUUCCCCUCCACCGCUCUCUACCCGGAUCGGGGGAGGGGAGAGGGCUGGUCCGCGUCUGCGCGGUAGCGGGUUGGGGCCGGCUACGCAGAGUGCGCAGCUGCCGACGUAGCGUGGAGCCGCAGAUGGAGCCUCCCCGCGGCGCAGCAGUCUCUCUUGCAGGGAAUGAUAAGCUGAGACACGUUGAAAAAGAUGUCUUGAUUCCGCAAAUAAUGAGAGAUCGAGCUAAGGAGCUGUGUUCAGAUAAAGUGCAAGCCUUUACUAAAUGUUGCAAAGAAACCGGUUUUCUUAUGGUGGUGAAGUGUCGGCAAGAGAACACAGCACUGAAAGAUUGCCUCGUUGGCUACUAUACUGAUCCAUCAUUUUAUGAAGAAUGCAAAGCAGAAUAUUUGAAGCAGAGAGAAGAAUACAGAGCAACUGGAAUUAAGAAAAAAAGGCAAAAGAUUACUUCAAAUGUAUAGUUAAAAUUUAAAAUGAACUGUUGCAGUUUUAUAUUCAACUUAAUGAUUUGACUUGAUUUAAACAGACUUCUUAGAUCAUUGGUAUCUCUUUGAAUGAAAUCGAGCAGAAAGUCAGUAAAUGAAAUGUAUGGUAAAGAGAAAUCUCUGAAGCUGAAGGUCACCAUUUCUCAUUUUCUGUACUUAGAGUUAUAAUGCAUGCAAUUUCUCUUGCAAACCAUGACAGCAAAGGCCUGUUCCUCCAUCUGGACUUGAGAUUUUGUUACCAGUUAACAAACAGCCUUUUGAAAUUUAAAGCUUGUAUCUAGUUAUAUGUGGCAGGCUUCACAAAAAAUUAGGGGUGAAUAAAUGUAAGCUCUAUUAACAAAUUAUAAAUUGGGAUAUACUAAAACUGGUCUCUUUUUCACCUGAAGCUGAGGGUAUAUGGAAAUGUUUUUGAUGCUCUUGCUAGAAGGGUGGCAAAUGCAGAAAAGAAGAGCGUCUUGGACCAAUUUUCUUUAUCUUUUUCAUGAAAACACUGAGUUGUAAGAGCUCAAUAUUGCUUCUACCUGCUCUGUGACUUACCAUUUGAGUCUGUAAUACCAGAAGAGAUGGAUGCUUCAUGCCCUUGUGUGGCACAACUACCUGCUUCAGCUCCAGAGGAGAACUCAAGAGUUGUCCCAUCUGGACUUUCCUUGAGAAUGGAAAGAGGCACAAUGGGGGCAAGAAAUCAUUGAGAGGAAUACCUUCACCCCACUGUCAUUUUUUCAGCAUGAAGAUGACUAUAUACCCAUCCACACUUCAGGAGCGACCACACUUGUGAAAUGAUUAUGGAUGAUUAAACAGCUGAACUACAUACUUAAGAUGCAGGUCAGUUUUUAAACAUCAAUUAAUGCUUACAGUUAGUUUCUACAACAGCAAGUCCCUUUAUGAAAAGGGGCACGCAAAGGAUUUUUUGCAUACAGAUACUUGAAGCUACAUAACUGUAGAACUCUAAAAAGUGCAGUUAUUAAUCUAUAAAACUCUUCAUAUUACUGUUUUGGGAUACAUUCUGUAUACCUGAAAUAAGAAAUUUCUUUGAGUGUGGAAAGGCUACAGGAGAUAUUUGUUCACAUGGUAACCUUCAUGUCAUGAUAUAAAAAAUGAAAUAAAAUCUUCAGCGUAAGUAAUAAAAUUUGCAACGUUUGCAUUUAACUUAA